UUUUCACUUAUUUUUCUCUUUUACUUGCAUCUUUGUUUACUCUGCUUUAUUUAAUGUUUUAAUUAUCUUAAUUAUUUUCGUAGAAAGUUUAAAAAAUAUGCACAUUUAUUAAUUUCCAUUUUCUAUAAUUUCCUUUUCACUAUACUUGGCGUCAUCUUCUUCACUCAAUUUCAGCUGAACUUCCAAUAGCAAUUAUAGCUUAAUCAUCAGCCAUGUCAUCUCUCCCCGGCCCCACCAAUCCCUUCCCCUUGUCGUUCAGCCGGCCGAACCACGCCCAAUCCCGGAUCAGUGUCAGCAUGAAACCCGACCCGAAGCCGUCAAAUGCCGGUAGAAACAUGGUCACUACGGCUGAGAGGAGAUUGGGGCAAGCCAAGAUGAAGGAGGUGGAAAAUCGAGAGAGGAAGGAGGAAACCAACAGGAAGAUAGCGUCGAAAAAGGCCAUUUCGAUUAUUCUCAGGAGAGAAGCUACGAAAGCGGUGAUCGAGAAGAAGAAAGGGGGAUCCAAGAGGCUGUUGCCGAAAUCUGUUCUCGAUGCCCUUCAUGAGAGGAUCACUGCUUUGCGUUGGGAGUCUGCUCUCAAGGUUUUUGAACUCCUGCGCGAGCAAGUCUGGUACAAGCCGUACGCUGGUAUAUAUGUGAAGCUCAUCACCAUGCUCGGAAAAUGUAAGCAACCCGAGAUAGCUCAUACCUUGUUUCAGGCAAUGAUUGAUGAAGGGUGUGUGGCGGACCGAGAAGCUUACACUGCUCUUAUGUCUGCCUACAGCCGGAGUGGCCUUUUCGAUAGAGCGUAUUCCAUUCUCGACCAGAUGAAGAAGAUCCCUGACUGUCAACCCGAUGUGUACACUUACUCCAUCCUCAUAAAGUCUUGCCUGCACGUUUAUGACUUUGACGCAGUUGACUCUCUCCUCUCGGAAAUGGAAAUGCACGGGAUCAGACCAUCCACGGUCACGUAUAAUACUCUCAUCGAUGCGUAUGGAAAAGCGAAGAAGUUCGUAGAGAUGGAAUCCGUGCUCGUGCAGAUGCUCAGGCAGCCGCACUGCGAACCCGACGUCUGGACCAUGAACUCGACGCUCAGGGCUUUCGGGGGCAGCGGGCAGAUAGAUAUGAUGGAGAAGUGCUACGACAAGUUCCAGAAAGCCGGAAUCGACCCCACCAUCAAGACAUUCAACAUCCUCCUCGACGCCUACGGCAAAACGGAGAACUACGAGAAGAUGAGCGCCGUGAUGCAGUACAUGCAGCGGUACCACUACACCUGGACGCUCGUCACCUACAACAUCGUCAUCGAUGCGUUCGGGAGAGGCGGUGACGUCAAGCAGAUGGAGUUCUUGUUCCGGCUGAUGCAAUCCGAGAGGAUCAAGCCCAACUGUGUGACUCUGUGUUCGCUCGUGCGAGCCUAUGGGAACGCAGGGAAGCUCGAAAAGAUCGCGGCUGUUCUGCGCUUCAUCGAGAACUCCGACGUCACCCUCGAUACUGUGUUCUUCAACUGCUUGAUCGACGCCUACGGCCUGAUGGGAUGCAUCGCAGAGAUGAAGGGGGUGACCGAGAUGAUGAAGAGGCGGGGCUGCAAACUCGAUAAGGUCACGUAUCGAACGAUGAUCAAGGCGUUCUCGAUGAACGGGAUGACGGGACAUGCCAAGGAGCUUCAGAAAGAGCUCCGUUCGAUGUAGAUGAGCGUUUACUUUGGAUGAUAAUUGAUUUCAAAAUGUAGUUAAAUAUAUGUAGUAGCAUCAUAUUUUGGAGGAUUGUAUAUAAAUUGAGCUACAUAUUUAAUUUUCAAUAUCGUAUAUUAUCA
Molecule: messenger RNA, 1792 nt
Organism: Salvia splendens (bonfire salvia)
Lineage: Eukaryota; Viridiplantae; Streptophyta; Magnoliopsida; Lamiales; Lamiaceae
Product: pentatricopeptide repeat-containing protein At5g48730, chloroplastic
Exons: 4
Coding region: 213-1667 (484 amino acids)
Molecular function (GO): protein binding; mRNA binding
Source: RefSeq, a predicted model, not a curated record